AUGGCUGACGAUUUCUGUCUCUUCCUUAAGGAUAGCCUGAACAUAAAGCCUCCAAAGAAAUCUCCAUUGGUGCUGAGGAUGAUUGUCUUAACUUUUGCGAUGGUUUGUGGUGUUUAUAUUUGUACAAUCUGUUUAAAGCAACUUAGUUACAGCACCAAGGCCAGAUUCCUAAAUGUUGAGGUGGUAGAGAUGCCCUGUGAGUCGCACAACGUUGAACCAUUUGAAAAACCUUAUGUUCACUAUCCAAAGCCCAAAACUUUUAGCAGGGCUGAGUGUGCAUGCAAUCCUGUGCGGUUGUUUGCUAUUUUGUCUACUCAGAGAUCGGGGAGUGGAUGGUUUGAGACACUGUUGAAUAGUCAUAUGAAUAUAAGCUCCAAUGGAGAGAUUUUUUCUGUUAAACCCCGGAGGAGUAAUAUUUCAACAAUUGUGGAAACGUUGGACAAAAUAUAUAAUCUAGAUUGGUUGACUAGUGCUUCCAAGAAUGAAUGCACAGCUGCAGUUGGCUUGAAGUGGAUGCUUAAUCAGGGCUUAGUACAGCAUCAUGAAGAAAUAGUAAAAUACUUCAACUCGAGGGGUGUUUCAGUGAUAUUUCUCUUCAGAAAAAAUCUGCUGCGUAGAAUGAUAUCCAUACUUGCAAAUUCUUAUGAUCAAGAUGCUAAGCCACUAAAUGGAACACAUAAAUCUCAUGUGCAUUCACCCCAUGAGGCUGAGAUACUUGCAAAAUACAAACCAACAAUUAAUACAACAUUGCUGAUACCCAAUCUGAGGCAAGUAGAGGAGAUGACUACGAAAGCUUUGGAAUACUUCAAGAGCACUCGGCACAUUAUCCUGUACUAUGAGGACAUAAUAAAAAAUCGGACUAAAUUGAUUGAAGUUCAAGAUUUUCUAAAGGUUCCACGAAGGGACCUAAAUAGUCGUCAGGUGAAGAUACACAAAGGGUCCUUGUCCGACCAUGUUGAAAAUUGGGAUGAUAUCCAGAAAACACUCACGGGAACGCCCUACGAGAGCUUCAUCCAUGAAGAUUACAAAAUAUAG
Ilex paraguariensis (yerba mate) is the source of this 1035-nucleotide messenger RNA. The record is from the annotation of a GenBank genome assembly. NCBI's taxonomy places the organism in Eukaryota, Viridiplantae, Streptophyta, Magnoliopsida, Aquifoliales, Aquifoliaceae.